Molecule: messenger RNA, 375 nt
Organism: Ylistrum balloti
Lineage: Eukaryota; Metazoa; Mollusca; Bivalvia; Pectinida; Pectinidae
Exons: 2
Source: RefSeq, a predicted model, not a curated record
AUGUAUCAUACAGAUUACAGUCAGUGUAUCAUACAGAUUACUCUGUCAGUGUAUCAUACAGAUUACAGUCAGUGUAUCAUACAGGUUACAGUCAGUGUAUCAUACAGGUUACAGUCAGUGUAUCAUACAGAUUACAGUCAGUGUAUCAUACAGGUUACAGUCAGUGUAUCAUACAGGUUGCAGUCCAUGUAUCAUACAGAUUACAGUCAGUGUAUCAUACAGAUUACUUACAGGUUACAGUCAGUGUAUCAUACAGAUUACAGUCAGUGUAUCAUACAGGUUACAGUCAGUGUAUCAUACAGGUUACAGUCCAUGUAUCAUACAGAUUACAGUCAGUGUAUCAUACAGAUUACUGUCAGUGUAUCAUACAGAUUA